UAUCUCCCAUCCCCACUGAGCAGAGGCAUCUCUUGUUGUUGUAAAUACAUGAGGAAUAAUUCAGGGAAUUGCAGGAGGAAUGUCCUUUAGGACAGUGCUGCUUUUACUCCGUCCCCUUCAUGUUGGGUGAGCUGUUUGCAAACUAAGAUUCCAAAGUCAGCAAUUACAAAAUGGAUCUUCUUUUAUUAAGACUUGGGAAUCUGAGAAUUGUUUUGCCAUACAGCGAUGUUGCUAUUCCAGAUCAUGAAUGCAUCAUACAGAGGUACAGGCAAGUGAAAUUGCUGGAGGGAAGGGGAAAGUGGAAUGUGCACUGCCAUCCUGGACUUUUCAUCCUUGGUAUCCACUUUGGGCAGCUGUUCUCUUCCAAGUCCUUUUUGAGUCCCUGUCAAGAGCUGCUUUGAAUUUUCCUCAGAUGCAUGAGGAUCACUGUCUGCAGGGUCUCCAGACUCGCUCUGCCUGUGUUCAGUGACCAGUCUUGUGCCAUAUCUGGGAAUUUCAUCCUGCUGGGGCUUGCCCCGAUCCAUGGAGAUCUCCAUCUCCUAUCAGCAUCUCUAUCUACUGACAGUAUCAUUGGGCAGAGCUUUAUUACAAAACUUGACCUUGUUUGACUUGAUUGAGAGGUUGCAAGAAGCUGAUGAGAGCGGCCAGCGUGGCUCAGGGCAGGGUGUGCCAGCACCUCUGCUCCAGUUGGGGGUUGGUUAUUGGUACAGCAGGAUCUGCAGUACAGCCCAGGGAAGGAGACACCUUCAGACUAGCCUGGAGUUCCUCCAUAGCUCUCAGGUCCUUUAGGAUGGAAACUCAGCAGAGGAGGCACCAUUCAAACCUGGGUGCUCGGUUUCAUUGUGCUGCUGGCUGAGCGUUACAAACGGAAUGACUUUAACCUUCCACUUGCAUUUUCCUAAGGAAUCUUCUGUUUACAGGAUCUUAAGUUACAAUGCUGUGUUAUACCAGCUUGCCUGAUCUGCUUGCCAUCCCUCUUCCCUUCUCCUUUUCCAUCUUGCUCUGUUCUUUUGUUCUUUCAAAGAACGAGCCUCACAGAAGGCAGUGCAGGGAGGCAGCAAACAGGGAACAAAUCGGCAUUCACAGAUUUUUAAUGAAUUUCUGCAGCUGGGUCUGAAACUGGCAGAGCUUUCUGAGGAAACACAGAUAGCAGAGAGCCCUGGAAAUAGCCAGGUUAUGAAAGCAUGAAAAAUGGAAACAACAGCCCUGGAUGUCAAUGCUUGUUGUGCUUCUGAGGUUUCAUUAUAGUGUAAUGUAAAAGCAGCUGGUUUUGCCAUAAUUUGCUGCAUUUUUCUGGGCCUAAGAAUAAACACAGAGACUAAAUUAUUUGUGACUGAUGCUUUAAUGUCCUUGGAGUUCAGUGGUCAGGGAGCUGAACUGAGUGUUUGUGAUAGCUCAGUCAUUUCUGAUUUAUCAGCAAAUUUAGGUCAUUUUGAAAGUGGGAGUUUAAACAGUAGUUGAUAACAGCAACACUCUGGACCUACUCUGCUUUUGAGUGUUAAUUGGAUGCCAGAUUGCUGACAUAGGUGUGAUCAGAUUAGUUCUGUGGGUGGAACAGCAGAAAUGCUUUGUCAGGAUUUUUUACUUAUGGUGGUUAAUAUGUUGUUUUAUCCUACUGUCAGCUUAGCUGCUGUUGUCACUUAAAGGAAUAUAAAUAUUUUUAUAAAAACCCUUUUGCUAAUAAACAGAUGUUGUUGAGAUGGAUGAAAUAAAAAGUUGUAGUCUAAAUUUUGAACCUAAUUUGGAAUAAGCUGGGCACAUGGUGCUUUUCAGGAAGCAGUGAGCUCUGUCAAAGAUGACAAGCUUUGACCUUUCAGAGGUGAACAGCAGACUGGGAUAUGCUGCUCGAGGCUGAAAAUGAGCAUAUUCUAAGCCUGAACUUCAUUUAAAAGUCAGCUGAAAAGUUAAGGCUGCAGUCUCCUCCCCAGGUUGCUUCAGCAGAUUUCUCUCAUAUUCUUGACUGCAGGUGAAUUACAUGUGUCCAGUAUUGAGUGUUUUAUAGCUGCCUGUGGACAUUCCCAGCCAGGUUUAUUAAGCAGAAGGGAGUUGUAUGCCUAGCAGGAAGCUUGGAGAUCAGAACAUGCAAGUCCUUGUAUCCUGUGCACUCCUGUGAAUGGGUCUGGGUCAGGCAAUCUGUGACACUUCCAACACCGAGGUUAUUUGACCUCUUCAAUUUAGACAGUCCAGAGGCUUUAAAGUAUCUUUGCUCUCCAGGCAGGAGUAGUCUGUGCACAAUUAACUGCACUUGCAGCUGAUUUUACUUGUGGAUGGAUUCUGCAGCUUUUCAGAGUGAUGCAGGAGGCCUGGCAGUGGGUUUUGGGAUGCUGCAGGUUUUGGGAUUCCAGCUCAAAGCUCCUUUCUGCAGGAGGUGAUGAGGGUGGUCAGUAUGAUGUUGUCUUGCUUCAAGGACUCAUCAUCAGAGAAUGAAAACUACCAAAUUAAAUAUAAAAACCAGAAUAGCUUAAUUUUGGGAAUCCCAUUCAGACCUCCAGUGAGGAAGUCCUGUAGGAGUGUUACAGUAUAGUAUAUUAAAAGUAAUUAUUUAGUUAUAUAUAGUAUAUUAGAUAUAUAGUAUAUUAAAUACUGUGUUCUCCUGUUUUCCAUCUGUCAACCAGUUAAAGCUCUGCGGCUGUCAGGCUGAGCGAGCUUGAAGAUAUUUUUGAGCCUUCUUUUGAAGGUUGUUCUGAAGGUGUCUGGCUCUGUAGUUGGAGUUUUAAAAAUGCACAAUGAAAUUUAGGCUCUUUAAUGAGCACAAGGUACUGUUGAUAAAGCAGAUGACUGCAGUUGGAGGGUGCUCAGCUAAAGCCACUCAGUCAACCCAGUUCUUCAGACAGAGCCCCAGACUCCUGACCUUUGGUUUACAGCUGUUGUGUAUUUAACCAACUGUGAUUGGAAUUCACCUGGAAUUGCUGUAACCUGCUGUAAGAGGAAUUUACCUAUUCCCUGGAAAGGUGUUAAAGGAAGAACCUUCAGCUGGCUCUCUGUUUCACAAGACAUACCAAGCCCUUAGAACUCAAAGCUUGCUGCCGGCUGACCCUGCUGCUGAGGCUGUGAUCCUGGAGCUCUUCUCCAGGGAAUGCUCCUCCUGUGCCAGCUCUUGCUCAGGUGGUGGUACCCAAGUGCACACCUGCCUCAGAGCUGCCUAGCUGGUUCAUUUUGGAGUCCCCACAGCAUGGGCUGAACUGCUGCAGGUCAGGGCUUCUUGCUCAGCAGCAGGGACAGAUUUGCACUUGCUCUGUUGUGGCUGCUGCAAUUUAAGCAUAAAAUUUUGCCCUAGUAAAGCUGCAACCUCUUGACUGUGCAUUGAAGGGGAUGGCUGAUGAAAUGGGAAAAAACAGGUGCCCAUAUAAACACUGUGGGACCUCUCUGAGCUUGCUUUGAUUUGGUUUCCUCCAGUCACCAAUUUUAAUUUUCUCCUUCCCAGUUAAGAGCAUCUCUUUCUCUUUUUUUUAAUCUUCCUUUUUUUUUUUCAGCUUGGGAGUUUAUUGUGCUGAAGGCUUUUAUUUAGCAAGGCACAUGAUGAAAUGACAGCAUCAUCUCUCAGUGAAGUGCAUGAAUAUUUCUAGCAUAAUGCCCACAGUGUCAUCAAGGACACACUUUGCAUUUCACGUGCCUGUUUUGGUCAGCAGUUCAGUGCUGAGUAAGCAGAGCACAAAGCCCAGGGGGCAGCCAGGUUGGUGAGCUAUGAACACUUCCAGAAACUGGGAGAAAAUUGGAGAAAUGCUGGUGGUAUUCUGGCCAGCACAUCUAGCCUGCCUUGUGAGAAGUAGAAGGGAUUUUUAGGAGUGAGCUUUAGGAGAGGGCCGUGGGCACAGCAAACUUCACAUCUGGUUUGGUGGUUCUGUUGCAACAGCUGGGCUUUCACAAUACUUACUGGAAGGCAUUAUUUUCUCCUUGCAUUGUCUAAACACUCUGAGCACCAAAACAAUGUGAUUUAUGAAACUCAAUGAAUAUAAAGCUCAUUCUCUAUUAGGCCUUAAUCAUAUGUGGUUGUGAAUCAGCAAUGAAGUAGCAGCUGCUGUGAAGAUUAUCUAAUUUCUUUCCUUGUUAGUAUUUAAAACUCUCCAGGCUUAGUGAGCUUCCCACUUACUCGGCCUCCACCUUCAUUCAAAUUAUACUUCAUUUCUCUUCCUUCUCAUCUGUUCCACACGCUGUGUGACACAUUCUUCCCUUGCACGUGGCUGUGCUGGUGGAGGAGUGCAGGAUUUUCUCCUGGCUGUUUGGGACCAGCAGGAAAGCCCCUGGUGCCCUUUCAAUUUUGCAGGCAAACCUUGAGUAGGAGCACAAAGCUGAAGGAAUUAGGCCUCCUCCUUCAUCCUGGGCUCUCACAGAGGGACCUGCUCUGUAGCCUAAAAGUAUCUUUCAUACUCAUGUGGCUGAUUUCAGUUUACCCUUUAAAAUGAAGAUUACUUGAUGAAUAAGCUAAACUAGCCCUGCUGUGAGACUCAUAUUUAUCCUCUGGCAGGCUGGUACUUAAAUGUCAGAAUGCUCCUGGGAUGGGGCCUGCAAUCCAAAUGCAUGUUUGUGGUGCCAUAAAACAGUGAGAGCCGACUUUGUGAAGGAGGAGCACUGAGCUGUACUCUUACUGUUGGUGAUGCAAAGUGUCUUUCUUCUCUGCCUCUCAAGGAACAUCUGAGCUGAAAUCAUCCACCCAUGAAAAUGGCCUGCUCGGUGCUGGGCUCUUCAUGACACAGAUCCUUUGUGAAGUCAUUUGUUUUACCAAAGACAUGGUUUUGAUGUGAUUCAGUGUAAAUGCAGUCUCGGGCUUCUUUUGGCUUUAAUUACUGAUAACUUGUUGCUACCAGUGAGCUGUACUCAAUCUGCUUUUGAGCAGGAAACUCAUUAGUGUGAGCGCCGAGGGUGGUGAGGCACAGGGCACUGAUAGCAGAGCAGGGAUGCUCCCACUCACACACUCUGAAAUCUCUGAAUAUCUCCUGGGCUGCAGGAGAAAUGGCAGCUGCUAAAAAGUGAGCUUAAAUACAGGAAGUAGCUUUCUUAAUCCUCCAAUGCCUGUAUUUUACCUAGUGAAGCCCAAGCACAGUUCAUAUCUGUUUGUUGUCUUGCCUUAAGGAAUGAAAACAAUACAGCUUAAUGUUUAAAAUAUGUCUUGGCAAAACAAAGCUGACAGGUAUGUAUUCCUGUUGUAAACAGGAUUUGGGAUCUGGAUUUCUUGUGCAAAUUACCUUUGACAGUUGUUUUUAAGCUAGUGCUUCCAAAAACCAGUAAAUGAUUUUUUGUCCUUGUUGUAUUAAUGACUCAGCCUCUUGACAAAUGUGAUCCUACUGAGGCCUGUAAAGGACAUUAGAAAGGGACAUCAUAUUAAAAUAAAACUCAAGUGAGAAAUAGGAAACCAAAUUCUAUUAGGCCCUAAUUUUACACAGUAAUUAAAAAUCCCUGACCUCCCCCAUUGCACUCAUCUAUUGGCAGUACGGAUGGCUAAAGAGCAGCAGAGGGUAUCAGCCCUGCUGCUAAUUUUAGCCCAGUGCCUGGGGUGUGUGCCUGUGUGUGCAUGCAGCAUCUGCAGGGCCAUGGAUGCAGCUCCAAUAGAAACAAAUCCACACUGCUGGGCCUCUUGGAGGAGGGAGAGCCUUGGCAGCAUCUUUGAAUGCUCCUAUUGCUGGGCUUGGUGAUCCUGGAGGUGCUGAGAACAAGAGAUCACAGCAUAAGAUGAACUUGGGUGGAAACAUCUGAAUGUUGGUUGAACUCUGGCUGUGUGGUGGGCUCAGAGUGCCGCCCUGUACCUGAGAGGGAUGGGGAUUAAUCAGAAAAUGGGAGAAACACUUGAGAUUUUAGAAGCUUUCAGUUUCACCCUUCAGGAGGCCAGCUGGUCAGUUCACCUGCUGUGGCAGAAAUGCAGGAACCAGAAGAGCAAAACAGAGGAGCUUCCAAGUGGCCAAAUGUCAGCAGCACCACUGUCCACUGUCAGGCCCAGUACUGGGUGAUAAGGCCUAGCUUUAUGGGGUUAAAAUGAGAUUUGUGCUGUUUGUUGCAGAAUCUGAGAGUGCAGAGUGGGGCCAUGGGUGCCCAAGGGAGUGCCUUAGAGGACUGUCAGUGGCCCAGGAACAGGGGUGGACAAGGCUGGUCUGUGCCUGAAGCCACAUCUGACAGCACAGGGCCACCAUCUCUUGCAUUCAGUACCUGCUAAACAACUGCACACUUCCAACUGCAGCAACAUCCCAAAGCUUUGUCCUUGUCCUCCUGGGUGUCUGCAGGUAGCCCAGUGCAGGUGGGAGGAGGGAGAAAACUCUUGGCAAGGCAGCAGAAAGGUCAGUGUUGUCUAAUCUGGAGCUGUGACUUAGCAAGCUUUCUUCUUUGCAUUCAUAAGACAGGACAUGUAGGGAUUACCCUUGCUAUUCAUAGAUUGCUCUUAGCUGUGUCCUGUCCUGCUGGCCACACUGAAGAGCUGUGUCACCCUCGGGGCUGGGGAUCCCCCUGCUGCUUCCCCAGUGUCCAGUGUGGGACCCUGGCAGGACCAGGACAGCUCUGAAGCUGGAAGCACUUAAACAUUGAGUUUCCUCAGUGGGAGAUCCAUCAGGAAGAAUAAAAUGCUGCUUUGCUGGGCAGGAGUCAAAAUGUAGCUCUGAAGAUAAUUUGUUGGGUUUUUCUGGGCUUUUUAAAGUGCGUGUUCAGCUGGUCAGGGAUUUGGCAGCAGUGUUGGAUUGUGUGAGCCUGGGUGUGCACAGGGAGAUAAGGAGCCACGGCGUAAUCCAGAAUUCCUCUACUUGAUAGCCCCUUAUCUCUGGGCAUGGGCUCUGUGUGUUUUUGCUCUUGAUCAGUCCCCUCGAGGUUCUGGUUCUGUAAACACAGUUGCUGUUUUUAAUGGUUUGGAAGUGUACUGCUUUGGCUUUAUUGGCUCCUGAAAUAAAAGGCUGGGAAGCACCCAAAAAUGAGCUCCUGGUCAGGGACAUGCAAGCACCCAAACCCUCUAUAGCUUGUCACAGCAAUGGCUGGUGCUGGCAAGCAGCCAUGUUUGGAUUUUCUGUUGGAAUUACAGCCUGCUCCAUGGAACCCAUGAACAUUUUAAUAUUGGGUAUUUCAGUUUCAAAUUGCCAAGUCACACGUGGAAGGCGUUUUAUCUCCCAGCGCUGCUCUCUAGACUUUUUAGAAGACAUAGUGGAAUAUGCCAGUGUACGAAGAACCAAGCACAUAUCUGGGUCUCCAAGACACAAAAGCUUGAAGAAGAUGCACUUCAUCAAGAACAUGAGGCAGUAUGACACCAAGAACAGCAGGAUAGUGUUGAUCUGUGCUAAACGAACCCUGUGUGUGGCGUUUUCUAUCCUGCCUUACGGCGAGGGGCUGCGGAUCAGUGAUCUGAAAAUGGAGGGACAGAAACAGCGACAUCCUUCUGGGGGAGUUUCAGUAUCUACUGAGAUGGUGCUUGGACUGGAAGGAGUAGAGCUGGGUGCUGAUGGCAAGGUUGUGUCCUAUGCAAAAUUCUUGUACCCGACCAACGCUCUGGUUGUUCGCAAAGCCGACGCCUACGGUGCUGCUCCCCCCUGUCGAGCCAGUGCUCCCCGGAGUCUUCCUGGAUCAAGAUACAAACCUGUGACAGCAAAAACAAUACCAGCAGGGACAGACAUUGGAGGAAACAGGGAAUUUAAAGCACUUUUUCUGGUGACCCAAUGUGCUUUCCUCAUUCCCUCAGGAAGUGAAGCUGGAGAAGCUGCAGAGUAUGAUCCAAAUCUUCUGGAUGAUCCUCAGUGGCCCUGUGGAAAACAUAAACGUGUUCUCAUCUUUGCCUCCUACAUGACUACAGUCAUAGAGUAUGUGAAACCCUCAGACCUUAAAAAGGAUAUGAAUGAAACCUUUAGAGAGAAGUUUCCUCAUAUCAAGUUGACACUGAGCAAAAUUAGGAGUUUAAAGAGAGAGAUGAGAAACCUGAGUGAGGAAUGCAGUCUGGAGCCCGUGACUGUCUCCAUGGCUUACGUUUACUUUGAGAAGCUCGUCCUCCAAGGCAAACUCAACAAACAGAACCGCAAACUGUGCGCUGGUGCUUGUGUUCUGCUCGCAGCCAAGAUCAGCAGUGACCUCAGGAAACAUGAAGUGAAACACCUAAUAGAUAAACUAGAAGAGAGAUUCAGAUUCAACAGAAGGGAUCUCAUUGGUUUCGAAUUCACUGUCCUCGUGGCUUUGGAACUGGCUCUGUAUCUCCCUGAAAACCAAGUUUUACCUCACUACAGACGGCUCACACAACAGUCUUAACCAAAGCUCCAUCCCAGCUGGCAUCCAGCUGUGCUGGGAUCCCACCCCAGGAUGCUGCCUGUGGAGGUGCCACUGGCUCCAGCUCGUUGGGAAGGCUGCAGGGUGAUGGGAACUGUCGAGGUCUGUGACACAGAUGCCAAAUCUGGGGCAUGGUACGAGAAGAGUUACUGAACUUUUGUUUUCUUUUGGACAUUUAAAGCACAAAUAUUCACCAGUCAGCUGUCAUGGCUGCUUAUUAUUCUUAUUUAUCUUCCUGGUUUUACUAAAACUGUUCUUCCCUAUGAAGAAUACUAUGGUAUUGGUUCUUUUGUUUUGUUUUGUUUUAAGCCUUUAUUGUAUUCCUUGAAACUGAAGGAACAUCACUUCCAUUCCAGUGCACCAUAAAAUUCAGAUGUUUCUAAGAACCUUCUCACAUUUUUACAUUAAUGAAAUGCAUACUUUAUUUUUUUAAAGAUGUGCCUAAAACUGGCUGGUCUGGUACCAGUGCUUUUUAAGUUAGUUCUGUUAUUUAGUGGGGAAUCCUGAAUUUGUAUAGCCAUUUAUUCUUUACCUGCAUUGGCCUUGCAUACAAGGAAAACAAUUCCAGUAUAUCUGCACUAAUAAUAUACAGGGCAUCUAUUCUAUGAUCUAUAAGUAGCAAGACUGAAAUUACUCCAUUUCAAUUUAUUUACUAUAAAUAACUUUAAAAUAUACAUUUUGCUUUAGAAGGAAAAUUGGUUUGAAAACCUGUCAUGAAGUACCACACAUUGAGUGAGGUAGCUGGGAAGUGAUUGCCGUCCUGAUUCACUCUUGAGUGGAAGAUGAGCACUUGACUAAGAGCAAUUUGCUGUCAAAUGUGUAAUUUAGGGGUUUUAUUUGUUUCUCUGUUCUGUAGCCUGAAAUAAGCACCUUUUUUAGGAUUGACUGUAUUUUAGAUGGUCUUAUCUGAGCAAAUAUGAAGCCAGUAGAGUUACUGCUGCCAACUGAGGCCAAUGAAACAAAGCAUGCUCGGUAUUUAAAAUGCUACUUUUUUUACUCUCUGUUCUUCCAAGCGUUGCAUCACUGUGAUGGUCCUCAUAAAACUGGCAUUUCUUGCACAUCUGAGCAGCCACUACUGGCUGGUGCCCAGCAGCUCUCUAGUGCAUACACAGAGCUCAAAUAACUUCUCUUCCUGUUGGCUCAUUCCUUCCUUUAUUUUUACAGUAUCCAGGUUGGGAAUGAAUUCUUGAUUAUCCGUGGAACCUUCUGUGGUAUUGGCUCAUGGGUUCAUUUUCUGAAGCAAUAUUAUGAUACAAGUUACUGGGUCCCUUUGCAAGGAACAAAACUGAUACUUGGUUAUUCCAGCUGAGGAAGUUGUAAUUGAGGUUUGACUCAUAAACUGCCAGACCUCAUGCUGAGGUCAGGGACUUGCUAUCCAAUAUGUAAGUAAUGUAAAUUCCUGUUCCUUGUAUUAAAUAUUGGUGGUAGCCAAAACCAAAGCUGAAUCCUUGCUCUUCAGCUGUGUUUUGUCUGAAGCUAAUUUGGCUUCAUUAGAAUUGCAGCAACCUUUACUGGAGCCCCUUCCUCUCAGAGUGGGGCUCAAAGUGUAUUUUUCAUAUAUAAUAAUUACAGUGACUAUCAAACUUUUUGUAACUGUGUUCAGCUGUAUGUAGCUUCAAAUUAUUUGUGUGAAAUUUAAUAUGCUUGUGAUUUCUCUUAACACAGAAGGACUUUGCAGUCUCCAGAAGUGAGAUGUAGCUAAUAGUUUAGACAGUAAGCUUGCCAGAUAUCUUCCAAAAUGUUUUAAAAAAUUGCCUACUAGUUAAACUUUCUACUGAAUAUAACUGUCCUUGCAUGCAGAAAUAGUGAUGUACUAAACAUCUAGUGUGUAAUGAGCCUCCAAUUAGCAAACAGUGGUGCAGACAGCUCAGGUGGUCCACCACUUCCCAAGGCAUUGUGGAGGGGCCAGAGGUACAACAGAGCAAUGAAAUUUCUCACAGAACAGCUUGAUUAGUAUGAAUGAAAUCUGAACGUGUCUUUCUCUGGGAACUUCUUUAUUUAGUGUAUAAAGAGUUUUGUGUAACAAAGUUAACUUUCCUUUCUCACCAUCCAAGGGACAAAAUGCACUUUGGUUUGCAACACUUUGCAGUCUGUAUUCAGUGGAAGUUUGUCUAGUUCAGGUGGCCAUUUGGGCUGUAAUUACACUCCCAGAAUCUGUGGGUUUACGUCAUAAAACCGGCAAGCUUUUGUUUCCUUCCAGGAGAACAAAUUGGGAUAAAGGAGCAUUAAAUUACAGGAAGCUGAAUGUUGUCUGAUAGUUAUUGUAGCCCUUGGCUUGGGCACACACUCGAGUUGGGAAGCCAGGGGUGAUGCAGGGCAGUGCCAGCCUUGUGUGGCAGAGCUUGGGCUUGGGGUGGUGCUGCCAGAGCCUGGGGCUUGUGCAGGAGCAUGUGUGUGUGCAGGGGACAGCCAGGGAUGGUGCAGGGACAGCCAGGGAUGAUGCAGGGGACAGCCAGGGAUGGGUGCAGGGACAGCCAGGGAUG
This is a messenger RNA of Passer montanus (Eurasian tree sparrow), 10703 nucleotides long. RefSeq names its product Cdk5 and Abl enzyme substrate 2 (gene CABLES2). Gene Ontology annotation, biological process: regulation of cell cycle. NCBI's taxonomy places the organism in Eukaryota, Metazoa, Chordata, Aves, Passeriformes, Passeridae. The transcript has 10 exons. Bases 6820 to 8202 code for a protein of 460 amino acids. The record is from RefSeq and is a predicted model, not a curated record.